Ciona intestinalis (vase tunicate) is the source of this 2806-nucleotide messenger RNA. RefSeq lists its product as uncharacterized. Gene Ontology annotation, molecular function: protein binding. Lineage: Eukaryota; Metazoa; Chordata; Ascidiacea; Phlebobranchia; Cionidae. The record is from RefSeq and is a predicted model, not a curated record. Gene Ontology annotation, cellular component: plasma membrane.
UUGAAAUUCCGUAGUGUAACGUCGAGCCAGAAAACGAAAUUGUUUAUUACAGUAGCUAUAGUUGCGUUGAAUAUUUAAUCUGAGAAAACAAAACUGCUCGUUAUAUCCGUAGAAUUUACUUGCGGGUUAUACUGUCUAUUGUGCGCACUGUGCAUUUACAGUUUAACGUUUCCAAAAGGUAUAAAUAAGUCUUUAGGAAUUUUAAUAAUUUUCAUAAGUGUUCCCUAAUAUAAUUUGUAGGAUUGCUGUCAGUUGCUGAUUUACAGAUUACAGGUUUACAUUUGAACGUAUUUGUGUUGAAACGAAAUUCAGCAUAAAAUAAUUUUAGCUGAUAAUAUUAACCUGUCACUGCCUAAUUGAAUAUUCAGCGCGAAGAGAGGCAAGAAACAGGAGAGAAAAGCGUUGCGAAUCGUCGUCGUUGAGCUACGAAUGCCACACUAUGUCUUUCAGCCUAGCUACCAAGCAAACCGCCAUGGUUUGUAUUUUAUUUUUCGUCUUCUUAACCCUGGCCGCAGAAGGGAAUAUGCUUGUACGUGCAUGCCCCCAACAAGGGGGGGCUUGUGACUGCAACUCCGUUACAAGAUCUGUGACGUGUACAAGGCUGGGAAGCUUGACGCGACGACUUCCGCUUGGGAUCCCAGCCAACACCAAAGUGCUAACAGUUAAUCAUUCCACUCUAUCGAGACUAGGACCAACAGCUUUUAGGAAUUGCUAUCAACUUGAAGUCGUAGAUUUAAGCGACAAUCGACUUGAAGAUAUUUCGCAACUUGCGUUUCAGAGUCUGGGUCGCUUGAGGUCGCUAAAUCUAUCCGACAACAGACUCCGGGUUGUGACUGAAGAUACAUUCCUUCACUUGAAACGGUUGGAAUUUCUUGAUCUUUCGCGGAACCGUUUAAUCGUCCUAACCCCAGAUAAUUUUAAAAAUCUACACAACCUAAAAGAGUUGAAGCUCUCCAACAACCCCACCAUGUGUAUUGCACCAAGCGCUUUCUGGGGGAUGAAGAAACUCCAAGUGUUAGAGAUGUCAGACAUGAUCGCCACUUUAGAUGAAGGACUGUUUAAGGAUUUAGAAAGGUUGCAGAGACUUGUUCUCCGGUCGUUCAGCCAGGUGACAAAGAUACCCGCCAACUUACUACAGAACAACAGAAUGUUAUGCGAUCUGAGAAUCGAAAACUUUUCAAAGCUUGGCAGUCAUGGAAUUCCGAAGACCCUGCUGACUGGUUUGAGCCGUUUGCAAACAUUGUCACUAAAGGCUUGCAGUUUGGAUAAUAUCCCAAACCAGCUGUUGGAUAGAGUACAAAGAAGUAUUGUAGAGCUGGAUCUAUCUCACAACCUUAUUAAGAAAGUGAAGGAAUUAGAUUUUAAGAAUCUUUACUAUUUAAAGACACUGAACCUCAGAAGAACAGGGUUGACUUUAAUAGAGUCUGGUGCAUUAAAUCUUUCCAACUUGGUGAACAUCGAUUUGUACGGAAAUAACCUCAGUGUUAUGACUGAAUCGGUAUUUGGAGAUUCCAUGAAAACUUUACGUAACGUGUCUCUUGCAAACAACCCCUGGGUCUGCGAUUGUCGCUUGAGAUGGAUUAUCCGAAGCAACUUCGUCACUACAACCGACCGCCCAGUAGUAUGUGUACAACCACCUUGGAUGCAAGGGUAUAACAUAAGGAGUCCAGUAGAUCAUUCGACUCUACGCGUCGACUCCUUCUCAUGCAAGGGAGCAAACAUUACCGAAUUCGGUAUUGGAAAAUCCAGAGAAACGUCUUUGUCUCUCGGGUCGUCCAUGGCCCCAGUAACGAUAAAGGUGGUUUGCAAGUCAGAUGGUUUUCCCAAACCUAAAGUGCGUUGGGUGCUCCCAUAUACCACUGCAUUGAAUGAUGGGGUAACACCUGAGCGAAACUCCGUCAAUUUGGAAAAGAGCAAGCGCGAGAGAAUGAAUUAUAGAAACUCUUGUUUUCUGUGCGACGUUUCCGCUAAACAUCCAACCGUUGACAUAAAAGUUUCUAAAGACGGCUCUCUGCAUCUACACAUGGUGACUCCACAGCAAGCUACCGGGGUGUACACUUGCAGGUCGUCGAAUCAGUUCGGGGGUUCGGAAAUGUCGUUCGUGAUAACAAGACAGAAGGAUGGGACAACGGCAAUGAAACGAAUGCAAACGAACAGACCAGGGGGAGGUCCUGGGAUGUGGGAGGGCACAGGAAGACUUCUUGGGAGUAAAUCUAUGUCUAGUACUGGGAUUUCAUACUCUGAUAACAGAAUAUUCAGCAAUAAAGAAUUCCCUACGAUUCCCUUGCUAUCAAAAGUAAAGGAAUCCGAAAAAGACGAAUCACCUCGUUGCCGUUCAUUACUGGGCAGUCGUCAGUGUGAAACGUUAAGUGGAAAGGAAUUAAGAUACUACGAUUAUAACGACUUUUUCUCUGACACUGAAAUGACCGAUAGCGGCAACGGGAACAGCAUGCAGCCAAGCUCAUCCAAAGCUGAGAACGUUCCGUCGGUGCUUUCGGUUCAAAAUAGCGAACGGAACGGUGGCGAAUUUCACAGAGUGGGUGUUUUAACUUUUGCCAAAUUGUUGUUUUGUUUGCUGGCAGCUAUGGCUGCUGUUGUAUAGAUAAGGGAAUGAAACAUGCGUCUCCAUGUUGGGGGUUUGAGUGGUGUAGAGAGAAAAAGGCAAGCAGUUGCUGGCCCGAAUAUGAAUUCCGAGGAGACAGGUCGUUACACGAAUUAUUGCCGUACGUUUUUUUUAUGUUUUUAUUUGUAUUAGACGUGUAGCUAUUCAGUGUUGAAUUUUUAAUAAAACCUUAUUUUGAUUCUA